AUGUUUCGGAGUGUCAUAUCUCACCAGAGAACCAUUAGUGUUUUGGGAGCUCCCAGACUUUUCCAUACUGGUACUAGAAUAUUCGCUGGACAUUCAAAAUGGGCUAAUAUCAAACACGACAAAGCUAAAAAUGAUGCCAAAAGAUCUAGAGAAGCUUAUGCAAUGGCUCAAAAGAUAGAAAGUGCUGCUAGAAUGGGUGGUGUGGAUGGUAAUGCUUCUUUAGAAACGUUGAUUGAAAAGGCUAAGAAGCUUAAUGUCACUAAGAAAAUCAUAGAUAAUGCUAUUAAAAGAGGAACUGGUGAAGUUUCAAUAGAUGGACCGGCGUUAUCUGAUGUUCAAUAUGAAUUUGUGGGUCCAGGUGGUGUGGCUAUGAUUAUAACUGCUACAACUGAUAAUAAAGCCCGUACCGUUAUGUUAGUGAAGAAUGCUAUGGGUAAAUUCAAUGCCUCAUUAAGUCCAUGUUUAUAUUUAUUUCAAAAGAAAGGGGAAGUUAUAUUUGAACCAUUGACUCCAGAUGAAAGUCUUGAUGAUAUAUUUGAAGUGGCCAUUGAUAUUGGUGCUGAAGAUGUGGGAGAGUAUAAUGAUGUGGAAGAAGAAUAUGAUAAUGUUAAAUUAUAUAGAAUCAUAUCUGAUCCAACUGAUGUUUUCAGUAUAUCGAAUCAAUUAAAGGAAAGAGGGUAUAAAUUGAAAGAUGCAUCUACAAAAUAUAUUGCUGAUAUUGAUAAUGAAGUACCAUUUCCAGAAGAGUUUGCUAAAGGAUUCAAUAGAGCUCUUACUGAGUUAGAUCUUGUUAAUGAAGUGACAGAUUACUUUACCAACAUUAAAGAAGAAGAGUAA
Molecule: messenger RNA, 837 nt
Organism: Scheffersomyces coipomensis
Lineage: Eukaryota; Fungi; Ascomycota; Pichiomycetes; Serinales; Debaryomycetaceae
Exons: 1
Coding region: 1-837 (278 amino acids)
Cellular component (GO): mitochondrion
Source: RefSeq, a predicted model, not a curated record